Molecule: messenger RNA, 14971 nt
Organism: Coregonus sp. 'balchen'
Lineage: Eukaryota; Metazoa; Chordata; Actinopteri; Salmoniformes; Salmonidae
Source: the annotation of a GenBank genome assembly
AUGGCAUCUUGCUUAGUGCCAGACUUUCCAGCUGUUCUAGUUGCUUUGGAGCAUUUGGGGGAAUUAGGUAAGAAAACAACAGGCGCCUCUCUCUCUUGCUACUGUUACACAUGUCAUGAGUUACAAUAGCUAGCUAGCCCCUACCUAUCAAGUCAUCGAAACGCGAGUAGAGAAGCAUCCGAUUAACUGCUACUUUUCAGUGUUGACAACUCCUACAUUUGUGAUUGAGCGCAGACUUGAUGCAACCCAGCCGAUUACUUUGAUUUGUAAUUGCCAAGUUGUAUCAUUUUAAUGUUUCAAAUAAGUACUGUAUCAGAUCUAAAUUUACAUAGCUAAUAGCACAACUUGCCUGUUUGAACGUUUGCCUUGACAUAGACAAGCAGCUGAGGGAUGAGGGAGUUCCAUUCAGUCCUGAGGCCAGUCAUCACCUGAAAGAAAUAGCUGCUGCCAUCAAUGAACUGGUAGGCAAAUGCCAAUAAGGAAAGAGAAGAUCGAACAUCGUGUAGUCUAAAUAUUGUUAAAACCAAUAUGAUGUAUGUAAUAAAUAGCAUAAUAAACUAAUCCUCAAUGGAUAAUCUGAAGAGGAAUGUAAACCUACCCACUGGGCACACACUGGUUGAACCAACGCUAAAUAGACGUUGAAUUGACGUCUGUGCACAGUGGGUAGGUAAAUAUAAAGUAUAUUCUACUGAGCCAUUUACUUUAUGUUCGUAUUCUUAUCUAUUUUUAUGUCUUAUUGUUGUUGCAUUGUCGAGAAGGAACCUGCAAGGAAGCAUUUCGUUGGACUGUGUAUACCAUGUGUAUCCUGUACAUACAACUAAUAAAAACUUGAAACUUGAAAUUAAGUAAAUCCAUAGAGACAAUGGCCAUAGAGGCCAGAGAACUUGCUUUACACUCUCUUUUGAAAACCCUCUUUUCUAUAAAUCAGGAGACUUCUAGGAGAGUAGUCCACGAACAACUGGAGGUAGAAACUAUUGAAACAAGCAAACUCCGACAUCAAUGCCAGAAUAUCCGUGAUGAUGUUCAGAAUGAGAUAUCAGGUAAUAACUUAUGUAGCCCAAUGAUAUGACUUCAUAGAAUACAACCCACUGGGCAAAACCUGGUUGGAUCAAUGUUGUUUCCACAUCAUUUCAACCAAAAAAUUCAAUGUGAUGACGUUGAAUCAAACUGGAAAACUGAUUGGAUUUGAAAAAUAGUCAUGAACGUAAGGGAAUUUUGUAUUUUUUUCACCCAACUUUUAACCAAAAUCCAAUGACAUGCUGGAAAUGUUUUGUGGAUUUCACAUUGAAUUCACGUUAGUUAACAACUCAACCAAAUGUAAAUCAAAACUAGACAUUGAACUGAUGUCUGUGCCCAGUGGAAAGGAAUUAAUAUUGCCUGGCAGGGCCAGCUCUAGUCUUUUGGGGGCCCUAAGCGAGAUUUGGUUUUUAGUGUUCCCCAUCUUGAUGGCGGAGAAUUUUUUUUUGCAUUUUUAAAGUACAUUUCCUGCAAUUCUUCUCAUUUUGCCAUGGGGUGUAGAGAUUCUUUGUUGUUUUGGUUUAAAGCUAAUUCCCUGCAAUUCUAACAUUUUGCCAUGACUUAUGCCAUGUUAGUGAUAUCUGAGUGAGAGUGACUUACAAAAUCAGUGGGGGCCCCCUGGAGGUCAGGGCCCCUGGGCAUGUGCAAUGCUUGACCGGUCGGUAUUUGACCAUGAUUACUACAAGUUUAGAUAGCUGGCUAGACUAACUUACCAAUCUAAAAAUUGUUAGUUGACAUGGCUAACUGAGUGACUGUCAGUGACUGACAUAACAAGAGAAAAAUUGCUGAUGCACAGCCACAUUUCGAACUUGCACUUUGUGUAUUCUACUAUUCUAACUCUCAACAGUAAGUUAAGACCCUGACUGAGUUCCUAAGCGACCGUUUAUGUUGCUUAUGCCUAGAGCCGACCUUGUUGCCUGGUCUUGCCUUAAAGCUAGAAUGAACAAGCUGUCCAAAGUCAUGUUUUGCUCACAGAGAUUUGUCAUUGUCCCUUUCAGCUGGUGUUGCGGCUGCAAGAAAUAUAAAUGCGGGUCAAAUCACUCAACUCCAAGAUGAACUAAACAGUAUAGUGCAAGAAAUAGAAUUAAUGGAGAAAAAACAGGAUGUCCUUGAAAAGCAAAAUGCAAUUCUUUAGUAAGUAAUAUAAGUAAUGUUAAGCAAUGUAUAGGUGUAACAGAUCAUACAAUUUUUUGGCAACAUUUCACAUAACAUCCAUGAUGUUAUAACAUGUUAUAACUUGUUUUGGAAUCUUUUUCAGUCCUGAGAGAGAGUUGGUGAAAGGUGACCAUGAAAAUGUCAUCAACCAAUUAAACUACCAACUGUCAGAGAAGGCCAAUAAACAGAUUCUGCUCAAUGAAACAGUGAACGAGAUCAGAAAAGGGAAAGCCAAGAUCACAGAUGUGGAGACCGCUAAAGUGGCGCUAGAGGAGGACAUGAUUCAAGAGAGGAAGACGUUUGAUGAAACAAAUGAGAAUCUUCAGAGAGAGGUACAUCACAGCCACCACUUAUUAUAGCUACAUUUUAAAUGUUUAAAUGUUUGUUAUUUAGCAGACGCUCUUAUCCAGAGUGACUUACAGGAGCAAUUAGGUUUAAGUCCCUUGCUCAAGGGCACAUCGACAGAUUUUUCACCUAGUCGGCUCUUGGAUUCGAACCAGAGACUUUUCAGUUACUGGCCCAAUGCUCUUAACCGCUCGGGCUAGGCUACCUGCAUAUCUGAGAUACUAUUCCCUGCUGUGAGGCGCCGUAUUAAUCUUAUCCUCCCCUGCUGGUCUAGUGUGAGGAAGCCAUCAAUAACAUACAGGACCAGAAGAACAACAAUGCAAAGAAACGCAGAGAGCUGGACAUUUUUUUAGCAGAACUGUUGGAUAAGGAGGACAAAGUCACAGAGCAAAAAAAAGUAAGUGAACUGAAGUAUUUCAGUCAAGUAGUAAAUUAAUGCUCUUGACUUGCUAUAACUGCCUUUUUUAUUCAUUUAUAGUAGGAUAUAAACAGUGGUACAGUAACUAAGUAAAAAUAGUACUUCUUAAGUAGUUUUUGGGGUAUCUGUACUUUACUUAAAAAUAUAUAUUUUUACUCCACUACAUUCCUAAAGAAAAUAUGUACUUUUCACUCCCAUAAAUUUUCAUUGACACCCAAAAGUACAUGUGACAUUUUGAAUGCUUAGCAGGACAGGAAAAUGGUCCAAUUCACGCAAUUAUCAAGAGGACACAUGGUCAUCCAUACUGCCUCUGAUCUGGCAGACUCACUCAAAUGCUUCGUUUUUAAAUGAUAUCUGAGUGUUGGAGUGUGCCCCUGGCUAUCCGUUAAUUAUAAGGAAUUUAAAUAUAAGGAAUUUAUAGCAUUUACGUUUACUUUUGAUACUUAAGUAUAUUUGAGCAAUUAUUUACAUUUACUUUUGAUACUUAAGUAUAUUUAAAACCAAAUAGUUUAAGAAUUUUACUCAAGUAGUAUUUUACUGGGUUACUUUCACUUUUACUUCAGUCACUUUAUAUUAAGGUAUCUUGACAAUUAUGUACUUUUUCCACCACUGUAUUUAAAUACAUACAGUGGGGAGAACAAGUAUUUGAUACACUGCCGAUUUUGCAGGUUUUCCUACUUACAAAGCAUGUAGAGGUCUGUAAUUUUUAUCAUAGGUACACUUCAACUGUGAGAGACGGAAUCUAAAACAAAAAUCCAGAAAAUCACAUUGUAUGAUUUUUAAGUAAUUAAUUUGCAUUUUAUUGCAUGACAUAAGUAUUUGAUACAUCAGAAAAGCAGAAAUUAAUAUUUGGUACAGAAACCUUUGUUUGCAAUUACAGAGAUCAUACGUUUCCUGUAGGUCUUGACCAGGUUUGCACACACUGCAGCAGGGAUUUUGGCCCACUCCUCCAUACAGACCUUCUCCAGAUCCUUCAGGUUUCGGGGCUGUCGCUGGGCAAUACGGACUUUCAGCUCCCUCCAAAGAUUUUCUAUUGGGUUCAGGUCUGGAGACUGGCUAGGCCACUCCAGAACCUUGAGAUGCUUCUUACGGAGCCACUCCUUAGUUGCCCUGGCUGUGUGUUUCGGGUCGUUGUCAUGCUGGAAGACCCAGCCACGACCCAUCUUCAAUGCUCUUACUGAGGGAAGGAGGUUGUUGGCCAAGAUCUCACGAUACAUGGCCCCAUCCAUCCUCCCCUCAAUACGGUGCAGUCGUCCUGUCCCCUUUGCAGAAAAGCAUCCCCAAAGAAUGAUGUUUCCACCUCCAUGCUUCACGGUUGGGAUGGUGUUCUUGGGGUUGUACUCAUCCUUCUUCUUCCUCCAAACACGGCGAGUGGAGUUUAGACCAAAAAACUAUAUUUUUGUCUCAUCAGACCACAUGACCUUCUCCCAUUCCUCCUCUGGAUCAUCCAGAUGGUCAUUGGCAAACUUCAGAUGGGCCUGGACAUGCGCUGGCUUGAGCAGGGGGACCUUGUGUGCGCUGCAGGAUUUUAAUCCAUGACGGCAUAGUGUGUUACUAAUGGUUUUCUUUGAGACUGUGGUCCCAGCUCUCUUCAGGUCAUUGACCAGGUCCUGCCGUGUAGUUCUGGGCUGAUCCCUCACCUUCCUCAUGAUCAUUGAUGCCCCACGAGGUGAGAUCUUGCAUGGAGCCCCAGACCGAGGGAGAUUGACCGUCAUCUUGAACUUCUUCCAUUUUCUAAUAAUUGCGCCAACAGUUGUUGCCUUCUCACCAAGCUGCUUGCCUAUUGUCCUGUAGCCCAUCCCAGCCUUGUGCAGGUCAACAAUUUUAUCCCUGAUGUCCUUACACAGCUCUCUGGUCUUGGCCAUUGUGGAGAGGUUGGAGUCUGUUUGAUUGAGUGUGUGGACAGGUGUCUUUUAUACAGGUAACGAGUUCAAACAGGUGCAGUUAAUACAGGUAAUGAGUGGAGAACAGGAGGGCUUCUUAAAGAAAAACUAACAGGUCUGUGAGAGCCGGAAUUCUUACUGGUUGGUAGGUGAUCAAAUACUUAUGUCAUGCAAUAAAAUGCAAAUUAAUUACUUAAAAAUCAUACAAUGUGAUUUUCUGGAUUUUUGUUUUAGAUUCCGUCUCUCACAGUUGAAGUGUACCUAUGAUAAAAAAUUACAGACCUCUACAUGCUUUGUAAGUAGGAAAACCUGCAAAAUCGGCAGUGUAUCAAAUACUUGUUCUCCCCACUGUAUGUAUUAAUUGUGUUAUUUCACACUACACUCUUCCUUCAUUGCAGCACAUUGUCCAGUUAGAGCAAAGUAUAGCCAAACUGACAGCGUCUGAAAUCCAAUGCAAAGAGCAGCUGGCAGAUGUGAUCAACACAUUUGAGGAACUUGUUCUUCAGAAGUAAGAUUGGCAUUCAUGCAGGUACUGUAUGUAGCGUAAGCAUGGCGCAUACAUGGAAUGCAAGGGAUACUGUAUGUUACAUCAUGUUUGCUUCCACCAUUCCAUCUUUUUCUACUCAUUAACUGUUGUUUCCUCAGGGAAUUUCAUGAAAAGGAGUUGGCUGAAGUGAGAAUUGCAUUUGAACUGAAAGUCCAGGCACUACAGGAAAAGAUUGUGGAGGUGAGAGAUAUUUAGGUUUUUCCAAAGCGAUGCUACUACUACAGUACAGCUCCAGGGCAACAUGUUGCUUCAUUCUCCUCUCCCCUCUCACUCUUCUCUUCUCUCCGUUGGUGUUGCUAUGGUGGGAGGGAUUAUAAACACCUGUAUGAUGUCAGAUGUGAGACAUCGAUUUCCUGCCAUUGCCAGAGGCCUCAGCCCUGCUGUUCUGUAGUCAAAUUGAUCUUUUUAGAAAGUAUUCCUUCAAAGUCACUUUGUGCUAAGUCUGACCUUUAAGAGAGCCAGUUCACUGGAGUGUCCUCUGAUGUGCUAGAGUUCACACAGUCCAUCAAAGGGAAUAGCAGCUGUGUCUGGUCAUACGAGCCGAUGACAGGCUGACUGAACGUGAAGAAAAUGCCCUUUGAAUAGAAUUACUCUCCUGGUUUUCCCUUGUAGAGGAGUUGGGGUGUUUGUAUGUGUCUGGCAAAAGUCAGAAUCAUACACUAUAUAUACAAAAGUAUGUGGACACCCCUUCAAAUAAGUGGAUUCGGCUAUUUCAGCCACACCUGUUGCUGACAGGUGUAUAAAAUCAAGCACACCACCAUGUAAUCUCCAUAGACAAACAUUGGCAGUAGAAUGGCCUUACUGAAGGGCUCAGUGACUUUCAACGUGGCACCGUCAUAGGAUGCCACCUUUCCAACAAGUCAGUUCGUAAAAUGUCUGCCCUGCUAGAGCUGCCCCGGUCAACUGUAAGUGCUGUUAUUGUGAAGUGGAAAUGUCUCAGAGCAACAACGAGGCCACACAAGCGCACAGAACAGGACCGCCGAGUGCUGAAGUGCGUAGCGUGUAAAAAUCAUCUGUCCUCGGUUGCAACACUCACUACUGAGUUCCAAACUGCCUCUGGAAGCAACGUCAGUACAAGACCUGUUCGUCGGGAGCUUCAUGAAAUUUCAUGCAGCCGCACACAAGCCUAAGAUCAUCAUGCGCAAUGCCAAGCGUCAGCUGGAGUGGUGUAAAGCUCGCCGCCAUUGGACUCUGGAGCAGUGGAAACACGUUCUCUGGAGUGAUGAAUCACACUUCACCAUCUGGCAGUCCGACGGACGAUUCUGGGUUUGGCGGAUGCCAGGAGAACGCUACCUGCCCCAAUGCAUAGUGCCAACUGUAAAGUUUGGUGGAGGAGGAAUAAUGGUCUAGGGCUGUUUUUCAUGGUUCGGGCUAGGUCCCUUAGUUCCAGUGAUGGGAAAUCUUAACGCUACAGCAUACAAUGACAUUUUAGACGAUUCUGUGCUUCCAACUUUGUGGCAAUAGUUUGAGGAAGGCCUUUUCGUGUUUCAGCAUGACAAUGCCCCUGUGCACAAAGCGAGGUCCAUACAGAAAUGGUUUGUCGAGAUCGGUGUGGAAAACUUGACUGGCCUGCACAGAGUCCUGACCUCAACCCCAUCGAACACCUUUGAGAUUAAUUGGAACGCCGACUGCGAGCCAGGCCUAAUCGCCCAACAUCAUCAGUGCCCGACCUCAGUAAUGCUCUUAUGGCUGAAUGGAAGCAAGUCCUCGCACCAAUGUUCCAACAUCUAGUGGAAAACAUUCCCAGAGGAGUGGAGGCUGUUAUAGCAGCAAAGGGGGGACCAACUCCAUAUUAAUGCCCAUGAUUUUGGAAUGAGGUUUUCAGGAGGUGUCCACAUACUUUUGGUCAUGUAGUGUAUCUGAAACUAAUUUAUGAUGCUAAGGGUUGGCUUUGAGUUCAGGUAGUACCUCCCCGUUUCAAAAUGUUUUCUCGCUACUGAACAUCCCCCUAGGAUGAUAUGCGGGCUGGUGUGGUCUCGGGGAGCCUGUAUUGUUAGAUUUUAGAGCAGGGUUCCCCAAGUGUUUUGAGCAACAACAUUUUUUAAAAUCUUUUUUUAUUGUUGGACAUAAAAUACAGUAAAAACACCAGCAAAUCAGCUCCAAGUGAUUUUAAUUUUGGAAAUCUGUUCGAAACUAUUCCCACGCAUAAUAGAGAGAUAUACAGUACCAGUCAAAAGUUUGGACACACCUACUCAUUCAAGGGUUUUUCUUUAUUUUUACUAUUUUUUACAUUGUAGAAUAAUAGUGAAGACAUCAAAACUAUGAAAUAACACAUAUGGAAUCAUAUAGUAACCAAAAAAGUGUUAAACAAAUCCAAAUAUAUUUGGGAUUUGAAAUUCUUCAAAUAGCCACCCAAUUAACAGGUGUGCCUUUUUAAAAGUUAAUUUGUGGAAUUUAUUUACUUCUUAAUGUGUUUGAGCCAAUCAGUUGUGUUGUGACAAGGUAGGGGAGGUAUACAGAACAUAGCCCUAUUUGGUAAAAGUCCAUCGUUACUUUAAGACAGGAAGGUCAGUCAAUACGGAACAUUUCAAGAACUUUGAAAGUUUCUUCAAGUGCAGUCGCAAAAACCAUCAAGCGCUAUGAUGAAACUGGCUCUCAUGAGGACCGCCACAGGAAUGGAAGACCCAGAGUUACCUCUGCUGCAGAGGAUAAAUUAAUGAGAGUUACCAGCCUCAGAAAUUGCAGCCCAAAUAAAUGCUUCACAGAGUUCAAGCAACAGACACAUCUCAACAUCAACUGUUCAGAGGAUACUGUGUGAAUCAGGCCUUCACGGUCGAAUUGCUGCAAAGAAACCACUACUAAAGGACACCAAUAAGAAGAAGAGACCUGCUUGGGCCAAGAAACACGAGCAAUGGACAUUAGAUCAGUGGAAAUUUGCCCUUUGGUCUGGAGUCCAUAUUGGAGAUUUUUUUUGUGAGACGCGGUGUGGUUGAACGGAUGAUCUCCGCAUGUGUAGUUCCCACUGUAAAGCAUGGAGGUGUGGGGGUGCUUUGCUGGUGACACUGUCUGUGGUUUAUUUAGAAUUCAAGGCACACUUAACCAGCAUGGCUACCACAGCAUUCUGCAGCGAUACGGCAUUCCCAUCUGGUUUGGGCAUAGUGGGACUAUCAUUUGUUUUUCAACAGGAAAAUGACCCAAAACACACCUCCAGGCUAUGUAAGGGCUAUUUUACGAAGAAGGAGAGUGAUGGAGUGCUGCAUCAGAUGACCUGGCCUCCAACAUCCCCCGACUUCAACCCAAUUGAGAUGGUUUGGGAUGAGUCGGACGGCAGAGUGAAAAGAAGCCAACAAGUGCUCAGCAUAUGUGGUAACUCCUUCAAGACUGUUGGAAAAGCAUUCCAGGUGAAGCUGGUUGAGAGAAUGCCAAGAGUGUGCAAAGCUGUCAUCAAGGCAAAGGGUGGCUACUUUGAAGAAUCUCAAAUAUAAAAUAUAUUUAGAUUUGUUUAACACUUUUUUUAUUUAUUUUUUUCAUAGUUUUGAUGUCUUCACUAUUAUUCUACAAUGUAAAAAAUUGUAAAAAUAAAGAAAAACCCUGGAAUGAGUAGGUAUGUCCAAACUUUUGACUGGUACUGUAUGUGAUCGUAUACAAAUUUAAGCAAGGUUGGAAGUUAUUAUGUUUUAGUCAAAUAUUAUAUCUGUUUGGUUUACUUGCGGUCAAUUUGUAAUUAUGUUCAGGCCCCCUAGUUGAUGAUCUCUGUUGUAAAGGAUUCUCAUGCAUUAUAGAUAGGCGCUGUUUAGAAGGGCUCUGUUCUGUUAUGUGUGCAGGUGGAUGGUGAGAUGGAGGAGGGCCAGAUAGUGAAUGCCAUCCGCCUGGAGUCUAUUGCUAAAAUGUCUGACAGAUUUAAAGCUCAAAGGAAAGAGGAGGACGACGUCAUGGCUGAACACCUGAAUGUCUCAAAACGGUAUUCCAUCUAUACCUCUUUGCAUCCUACAUCUACGAAGGAUCAAGUCAAACUGCAACACUGCUUUCCCUUUACUUUGCCUGACAGUCAUUUUUACUUACAUGUUAUCAUCUGUUUGUUUGUUUGUUUCAUUCUCAGCUUAGAAAAGUCCAGACUUAGACUUGAGGAGCGCAUUGCAUCGAUUGCUAAACAUAAAAUUGAGAUCAGAGAAAUGGAUGAAGAGAUCAAACAACUCCAUGAAACCAAUAUGUAAGUAAUAUGGUCCAUUUGAUCAUAUUAGUCUAUAAUCUCCACUAUGAGUUUUGACACUUUUGUGUAGUAUCAAAGUGACUUAUUUCACUAAGGACAGCAUUAACCAUGUGACCAAGUUAGAAUUAUAAAGUAUGAAACGUCUAAAUAAUUAUCUUGAAAACUACAGAGCUUUUAUCUCAUUGUUUAGUUGUUAUGUACUAAACAUAAAGUGAAUGGCAUGCAGAAUUGUCAGAAUAGUUGCUUACCUAGUUAGCAUUUUGUUUCUCAUAGAGUUAAUGCAGACCUGUUUGAAAGAAAUGUGGAUGAACUGCAUGGACAGCUCAAUAAAGAAAAGAAGAGCAUGUAAGCAACAAAUAGUAUCUCUUCAUUUCAUUACAGACUUGGACUUUCUCUUCAUAGGUUGGGUUAUUUGAUGCAGUCUAAGUUUCUUUUUUUUAGAGCAAUCUUUGAAGUUGAAAAAGAAGAACUGUGCCAGUCUCUGGAGAAUCUAAAAAAAGAUCACGAACAGCAUGUGAAUGAGGUCAACUUUGAUAUUGGUUUAACCAGGAGGAGAUAUGAGGAACUGCUUGAAGAGGUUUGCUUAUUUUUCCUUAAUUCUUCAGGAAUCUAUUGAGAUAGUACAUGCAUAUUUAUAUUAUUAUUCAUUUAUAUUUCACAAACAUUUUCAUCAGGAGAAGAAACUCCAAGACCAUGUAUUCAUGGGCGCGUUGAUUGAACGUCUUGGUAACAAGAUUGUUAAGGCAGAGGAGGUGAAUGAACAGAUGACCAUUUCCUACAAUGACGAGAUCCAACAGUUCAUAGUAAGUAUAUUUAUAUAUAUUUACAUUUUACAUCUAGCAGACAUCAGUAAGCCUCAUCACACAUACAAGCUGUUGAGAAAACAUGUAUUUAAUGUCUUCUUCUUCUUCUGUGAAAACAGACUGAAGCGGAGUCAGUGACACAGAGCCGACUGGAGAAGGAGGAGGAGCUGAAGGUUAAAGAGUCUAUCUUGGAGGAGGUGGAGGCCCAGUUUGAUAUUGACCAGUCCAGGCACCAAAAACUGAAAAACCAUACCUCAGGUACUGACCCAAUAAUCUGCUAAUAUAUCUAUAAUAACAACUAUAAUAACACAGAGACGCGUACAAAGCUCGCCCUCCGUUUGGAAAAUCUGACCAUAAUUAUAUCCUCCUGAUUCCUGCUUACAAGCAAAAACUAAAGCAGGAAGUACCAGUGACUCGCUCAAUACGGAACUGGUCAGAUGACGCAGAUGCUAAGCUACAGGACUGUUUUUCUAGUACAGAAUGGAAUAUGUUCCGGGACUCAUCCGAUGGCAUUGAGGAGUAUACCACAUCAGUCACCGGCUUCAUCAUUAAGUGCAUCGAUGACGUUAUCCCCACAGUGACCGUACGUACAUACCCCAACCAGAAGCCAUGGAUUACAGGCAACAUCCGCACUGAGCUAAAGGGUAGAGCUGCCGCUUUCAAGGAGCGGGACUCUAACCCGGACGCCUAUAAGAAAUCCCGCUAUGCCCUCAGAUGAACCAUCAAACAGGCAAAGCGUAAAUACAGGACUAAGAUUUAAUCCUACUACACCGGCUCCGACGCGCGUCGGAUGUGGCAGCGCUUGCAAACUAUUACGGACUACAAAGGGAAGCCCAGCUGCGAGCUGCCCAGUGACACAAGCCUACCAGACGAGCUAAAUGUCUUCUAUGCGCGCUUCGAGGCAAGCAACACUGAAGCAUGCAUGAGAGCACCAGCUGUUCCGGACGACUCUGUGAUCACGCUCGCCUUAGCCGAAUUGUGUAAGACCUUUAAACAAGUCAACAUUCACAGACAGAUUACCAGGACGUGUACUCCGAGCAUGCGCUGACCAACUGGCAAGUGUCUUAACUGACAUGUUCAACCUGUCCCUGGCCGAGUCUGUAAUGCCUACAUGCUUCAAGCAGACCACCAUAGUCCCUGUGCCCAAGAACACCAAGGUAACCUGCCUAAAUGACUACCGACCCAUAGCACUCACGUCUGUAGCCAUGAAGUGCUUUGAAAAGCUUGUCAAGGCUCACAUCUUCACCAUCAUCCCAUAAAUCCUAGACCCACUCCAAUUUGCAUACCGCCCCAACAGAUCCACAGAUGACGCAAUCUCUAUUGCACUCAACACUGCCCUUUCCCAACCUGGACAAAAGGAACACCUAUGUGAGAAUGCUGUUAAUUGACUACAGCUCAGCGUUCAACACCAUAGUGCCCUCAAAGCUCAUCACUAAGCUAAGGACCCUGGGACUAAACACCUCCCUCUGCAACUGGAUCCUGGACUUCCUGAUGGGCCGCCCCCAGGUGGUAAGGGUAGGCAACAACACAUCUGCCACGCUGAUCCUCAACACGGGGGCCCCUCAGGGGUGCGUGCUUAGUCCCCUCCUGUACUCCCUGUUCACCCAUGACUGCGUGGCCAAGCACGACUUCAACACCAUCAUUAAAUUUGCCGAUGACACAACGGUGGUAGGCCUGAUCACAGACAACGAUGAGACAGCCUAUAGGGAGGAGGUCAGACACCUGGCAGUGUGGUGCCAGGACAACAACCUCUCCCUCAAAGUGAUCAAGACAAAGGAGAUGAUCAUGGACUACAGGAAAAGGGCCAAGCACGCCCCCAUUCUCAUCGAUGGGGCUGUAGUGGAUCAGGUUGAGAGCUUCAAGUUCCUUGGUGUCCACAUCACCAACAAACUAUCAUAGUCCAAACACACCAAGACAGUCAUGAAGACUGAACAGAUUUGGCAUGGGUCCUCAGAUCCUCAAAAAGUUCUACAGCUGCACCAUCGAGAGCAUCCUGACUGGUUGCAUCGCCGCCUGGUAUGGUACUACAGAGGGUAGUGUGUAUGGCCCAGAAUAUCACUGGGGCCAAGCUUCCUGCCAUCCAGGACCUCUAUACCAAGCGGUGUCAGAGGAAGGCCCUAAAAAUUAGACUCCAGCCACCCAAGUCAUAGACUGUUCUCUCUGCUACCGCACGGCAAGCGGUACCGGAGCACCAAGUCUAGGUCCAAAAUUAUUUUUAACAGCUUCUACCCCCAAGCCAUAAGACUGCUGAACAUCUAAUCAAAUGGCUACCUGGACUAUUUGCAUUGACCCUGCCCCCCUUUUUUUACGCUGCUGCUACUCACUGUUUAUUAUUGAUGAAUAGUCACAUUACACCUACCUACAUGUACAGUACCAGUCAAAAGUUUGGACACACCUACUCAUUCCAGAGUUUUUCUAUAUUUUUACUAUUUUCUACAUUGUAGAAUAAUAGUGAAGACAUCAAAACUAUGAAAUAACACAUAUGGAAUCAUAUUGUAACCAAAAAAGUGUUGAACAAAUCAAAAUAUAUUUUAGAUUUGAAAUUCUUCAAAGUAGCUACCCUUUGCCUUGAUGACAGCUUUGCACAGUCUUGGCAUUCUCUCAACCAGCUUCAUGAGGUAGUCACCUGGAAUGCAUUUAAAUUAACAGGUGUGCCUUGUUAAAAGUUAAUUUGUGGAAUUUCUUUCCUUCUUAAUGCAUUUGAGCCAAUCAGUUGUGUUGUGACAAGGUAGGGGUGGUAUACAGAAGAUAGCCCUAUUUAGUAAAAUACAAAGUCCAUAUUAUGGCAAGAACAGCUCAAAUAAGCAAAGAGAAACAACAGUCCAUCGUUACUUUAAGACAUGAAGGUCAAUCAAUCCAGAAAAUGUUAAGAACUUUUAAAGUUUCUUCAAGUGAAGUCGCAAAAACCAUCAAGCGCUAUGAUUAAACUGGAUCUCAUGAGGACCGCCACAGGAAAGGAAGACCCAGAGUUACCUCUGCUGCUGCUGCUGCAGAGGAUAAGUUAAUUAGAGUUAACUGCACCUCAGAUUGCAGCCCAAAUAAAUGCUUCACGGAGUUCAAGUAACAGAUACAUCUCAACAUCAACUGUUCAGAGGAGACUGUGUGAAUCAGGCCUUCACGGUCGAAUUGCUGCAAAGAAACCACUACUAAAGGACACCAAUAAGAAGAAGAGACUUGCUUGGACCAAGAAACACGAGCAAUGGACAUUAGACCGGUGGAAAUCUGUCCUUUGGUCUGAUGAGUCCAAAUCGGAGAUUUUUGGUUCCAACCGCCGUGUCUUUGUGAGACGCAGAGUAGGUGAACGGAUGAUCUCUGCAUGUGUGGUUCCCACCGUAAAGCAUAGAGGAGGAGGUGUGAUGGUGUGGAUGUGCUUUGCUGGUGACACUGUCUGUGAUUUAUGUAGAAUUCAAGGCACACUUAACCAGCAUGGCUACCACAGCAUUCUGCAGCGAUAUGCCAUACCAUCUGGUUUGGGCUUAGUGGGACUAUCAUUUGUUUAUAAAAUAUAUUUUGAUUUGUUUAAAACUUUUUUGGUUACUACGUGUUUCAAAAUGUGUUAUUUCAUAGUUUUGAUGUCUUCACUAUUAUUCUACAAUGUAGAAAAUAGUAAAAAAUAAAGAAAAACCUUUGAAUGAGUAGGUGUGUCCAAACUUUUGACUGGUACUGUACAUAUUACCUCAAUUACCUCGACUAACCUGUACCUCCUCACAUUGACUCGGUACCGGUACCCACUGUAUAUAGCCUCGUUAUUGUUAUUUUAUUGUUGCUCUUUUAUUUUUUACUUUAGUUUAUUUAGUAAAUAUUUUCUAAACUCUUAUUUUUCUUAAAACUGCAUUGUUGGUUAAGGGCUUGUAAGUAAGCAUUUCACGGUAAGGUCUACACCUGUUGUAUUCAGCACAUGUGACAAAUACAAUUUGAUUUGAUUUGAUUUAGUAGACAAUAUCAAGUAGGCAUACACAAAUAUGCAGAUAUCUCAAAGAACGUACUCACUAUAACCUUAAAAAUCAUGUAGUGCAGCAUUUGAUAAUUACUUAAAUGAUUUUCCCCACCAGAGUUAAAGAAUAAGAACAAUCAUUUGGAGCUCUCCAUCCAGGAUAUGAAAGAGAACAUUAGUACUCUUCUCAAACCAAAGGUGAGUUUCACAACAACAACAAAAACAUUCAUUAUGUACAUCUUGGUUACCACAUACUCUAAAUGACAAGCUGUGAAGUGCAGCAGCAUUGAAACAGUCUGAUUGUAACUGACUGACAGGAGGACAUGAAGAGGAGUCUGGAGGGUUUGCGUGAGAAACACAUGGAGCUGCUGACGUCUCACGCUGCAGACAUCAUCGCCACUGAGAAGAGCAUCUAUGACAACGGGAUGAUGCUGCAGCAGGUCAAUAUGGAGAACAGCAGGCUGCAUGUGGUAAGCGACAUGAGUCACUCACAAUGCCCCUAAGAGACAUGAGUCACUCACUCACCUACCAAGCAAAAACUCAAUGUAAACAUUGUUUUUCAGUGUAUUGAACAAAUGAAGGAGGACAUAUGGAACACCAGGAAAGACCAGGAAAGACACACACAGGAGAUUGGGUGGCUGAAAGAGGAGGUUCAUUCUCUAUUUGGUGAGCAUCAGCCGAGCUCAAUGACUCCAACUAUUGUAAAACGUUGUGCAUAA